AUGACAGACGCCAAGCCGUCAGGAAUUCGCAUUGCCAUUGAUCGUGGUGGUACCUUCACAGACGCCUGGGCAUGGAUACCCGAUUCUGAUGAGAAGCUGGUGAUCAAAGUGCUCUCACAAAGCCCUGAUGAUUACCCAGACGCGCCGACAGAAUGUAUUCGCCAGAUCCUGGAGAUAGCCAGUGGCAAGCCGAUUCCAAGAGGAACACUUCUCAAUCUGGACGCCGUUGAGUCCAUCCGAAUGGGCACUACUGUGGCAACAAAUGCUCUCCUGGAACGAAAAGGAGAGCCUACGGCCUUGGUGAUAACCAAGGGAUUCCGUGAUGUUUUGGAGAUCGGAAACCAAGCUCGGCCUCACAUCUUCGACUUGUCAGUCCGCCGAAUGGGCAAGCUGUAUGAGACAGUGGUUGAAGUCGAUGAACGUGUCACCAUCGAGGAGUUCACUGAGCACCCUAAUCCUAAGCCUGUCAUUGAUGUUGCAAGCGAUCCUGCUUUGGUGAAGGGGCUGUCGGGAGAGGCCGUCCGCAUUAUCAAAGCGCCAAAUUACGACGAAGUCCGGAAAGACCUGUCAGCGUUAUCGGAUCGCGGUUAUCGCAGUGUGGCGGUUGCCAUGAUGCAUUCAUACACUUUCCAAGACCACGAGCAGGGCGUGGCCGAAAUCGCUCGAAAACUCGGCUUCCGCGUCUCUGCAUCUUCCGAUCUCCAAAAAAUGGCCAAAAUCGUACCGCGUAGUCAAUCGGCGGUGGCAGACGCCUACCUAUCGCCUGUGACUGACGCAUAUCUCGCUAGUUUUCGCAAGGGCUUCGAAGGCCAAUUAGAGGAUCAAAAUGGAAAGAAACUGUUCUUGAACCAGUCAGACGGUGGCCUGACGGCGUACUCAAGUUUCACUGGCUUACGCGGCGUGCUCAGUGGCCCUGCCGGUGGUGUCAUUGGCCUCUCAAAGACUUGCUACGAUUCCAACGACGGCACUCCUGUGUUGGGUUUCGAUAUGGGUGGCACGAGCACGGAUGUCGCUCGCUAUGCUGGAUCUCUGGAACACAUAUUUGAAAGCACCAUCGCGGAGGUCACUAUUCAGACGCCACAGUUGGAUAUCAACACAGUGGCAGCUGGUGGUGGCUCCAUUCUGAGAUGGGAAAAUGGUCUGCUCAAAGUUGGCCCGGGCAGUGCUGGUGCCAACCCUGGUCCUGCUUGCUACGGAAGAGGCGGGCCUCUCACAGUCACAGACGCCAACUUCUUCCUUGGCAGAAUUGUCCCCGACCUCUUCCCUCGGCCUCUAGAUAAAGAUGUCGUCAAGGAAAAGUUUGAAGCCUUGACCAUGCAAAUAAACGAGGAAAAGGCUGGAGCGACCAGUUUUACCUCUGAAGAGGUGGCGAUGGGAUUUCUCAACGUCGCUAAUGCAACUAUGACAAGGCCCAUCAGAACGUUAAGUGAAGGCCGCGGCUUCGAAGCAGGAGCCCACAAUCUCGGAUGCUUUGGUGGUGCUGGAGGACAACACGCCGUCGCUGUGGCUCGAGACCUCGGCAUCCAGCGUGUUAUCAUUCCUCGGUACUCCAGUAUCCUAUCCGCAUAUGGAAUGGCACUCGCAGACGUUGUCAUUGAGAACCAGGAGCCAGAAACAAUCAACUUCUCCGGACAAGCGUUGGACCAUUUGCAAAGCCGCUUUGACAGGUUGUGUGCUCAGGGUGUUCGGUCACUCCAGUCUCAAGGAUUCUCUCCUGACCAGGUCAAACAUGAAUUAUUUCUCAGCAUGCGAUACCAGGGCAGUGAUACAUCAUUGAUGAUCUCUCACCCUGGUUCACUCGCCAACUUCGAGGAUGCUUUUGUUGCUCGCCACCAACAAGAGUUUGGCUUCACGCAAACGCGAAGUACCAUUGUGGAUGAUGUAAGAGUGCGCAGCAUCGGCCAGGGUGCUGACUUCAAACUCUCCAACCCGUUCGAGGAGCUACGUAAAGCCCGCUUAACUCCACCAGCCACUCCAAGUAAGCCGCGAGCUUCCACUAAGGUAUAUUUCGAGGGCAAUGGGUGGACAGAGACUGCUUUGCUUUAUCUCGACGACCUUGCAGUCGGCAGUACCGUCCGUGGACCUGCCAUGGUGGUUGACAAGACCCAGACCAUUGUGCUUGAUCCAUCAAGUGCUGCCACGGUCCUGCCCGAACAUUUAGUCUUGGAAAUCCUGGACGUUGAUGCACCCGAAGUCACCACAGAUGCGGUAGACCCAGUGCAGCUUUCCAUAUUUGGUCAUCGGUUCAUGAGUGUCGCUGAACAGAUGGGACACACUAUGCAAAAAACAUCCAUCUCCGUCAACAUCAAGGAACGUCUGGACUUUUCUUGCGCUGUGUUUUCGGCGACUGGUGGCUUGGUCGCUAAUGCUCCACAUAUUCCAGGUCAUCUUGGCUCCAUGAGUUAUGCUGUUGCGUACCAAGCUAAGCUAUAUGGACAUGGUGAGCUCAAGCCCGGGGAUGUUUUGCUCAGCAACCAUCCUUGCGCAGGAGUCUUCAGCGAAGAGGACCCCACCAAGAUUCUAUUCUUUGUGGCCAAUCGCGGCCAUCACGCUGAUAUUGGUGGCAUCCAGCCGGGAUCAAUGCCUCCCCAUUCCACUGAGCUGUGGCAGGAAGGUGUCGCUGUCGAAACUUUCAAAAUUGUAAAGGAAGGCGUAUUCGAUGAUGCGGGGCUUCACAAGAUUUUAGUUGAUAUUCCGGCUUCAUACCCAGGGUGCAGUGGGACUAGAACUCUCAAGGACAAUAUUGCAGAUCUCAAGGCCGCUAUUGCAUCUAAUAACAGAGGCAUCCAGCUCAUCAAUGCUUUAGUGAAAGAUUACUCCUGGCCAGUCGUCGAGUUUUACAUGGAAGCUAUCCAGAAAAACGCUGCACAGUCUGUACGAGAUUUGCUGAAGACGUUCAGCCAACGAUUUGAAGGACAGUAUCUGCAGGCAACUGACUAUCUCGACGAUGGAACGGUUUUGUCACUUCAGAUCAACAUAGACCCUGAAAGCGGUGAUGCUGUGUUCGACUUUGAGGGUACUGGACCUGAACACUUUGGUAACCUGAAUUGCCCACCCGCGGUCAUGCUCUCUGGAAUCAUGUAUUGCCUGCGAUCCAUGGUCGCAACUGAGAUGCCUUUGAACCAAGGCUGUCUCGAUCCUAUCAAGUUGAAACUUCCAGAACACAGCAUCCUAUCACCUUCGCUCAAAGCUGCGACUGUCGGAUCCAAUGUCGAGACAUCGCAACGAAUUGUGGACUUGGUCUUCAAAGCGUUCCAAGCCUGUGCUGCAUCUCAAGGUACUUGCAACAACCUGACCUUCGGGUACGGAGGUACAGACAGUACCACAAAAGAGGUAGUUAAGGGCUUUGGAUACUAUGAGACGAUCGCUGGUGGCUCUGGUGCUGGGGCAGACUGGCAGGGUGAGAGUGGUGUACAUACCCACGUCACAAACACCAGAAUGUCUGAUCCAGAAAUCUUCGAGAAGAGAUAUCCUGUCUUGUUACACGAAUUUUCAAUCCGCCAAGGCAGUGGUGGCGAUGGUCUCAAUCGUGGUGGUGACGGCUGUGUACGGGAUAUCGAGUUUCGCAUGCCGCUCCAGGUCUCUAUUCUCUCAGAGCGCAGAGUCAUUGCGCCGUACGGCAUGGCAGGGGGUGAGGAAGGCAAGCGCGGUCUGAAUCUCUGGGUUCGGAAAGACCCCAUCGACGGCACCAUCAGGACAAUCAGUCUGGGUGGCAAGGCGACGACGACAAUGAAUGCCGGCGAUAGGAUCAUCGUGAUGACACCAGGUGGUGGCGGUUACGGACCCAGUCCUAAUUGGAGAUAA
Parastagonospora nodorum SN15 is the source of this 3804-nucleotide messenger RNA. RefSeq lists its product as hypothetical. Gene Ontology annotation, cellular component: cytosol. Gene Ontology annotation, molecular function: 5-oxoprolinase (ATP-hydrolyzing) activity. Lineage: Eukaryota; Fungi; Ascomycota; Dothideomycetes; Pleosporales; Phaeosphaeriaceae. The record is from RefSeq and is a predicted model, not a curated record. Gene Ontology annotation, biological process: glutathione metabolic process. The coding region runs from base 1 to 3804 and encodes 1267 amino acids. The transcript is spliced from 4 exons.